Messenger RNA from Arabis nemorensis, 1725 nucleotides. Lineage: Eukaryota; Viridiplantae; Streptophyta; Magnoliopsida; Brassicales; Brassicaceae. The record is from the annotation of a GenBank genome assembly.
AUGGGAAACAACAACGCAACCGCAAGUUUAACAGAAGAAGAGAGCUCAAAGGUUGAAACCAAUGGAAAGUCUCUAUUGGAUUCUGUUUCCGUAGAGACCACGCAAGAUCAGCUGUUUCUUGCCAGUGAAGAAAAAGAUGGAGAUAAAGAGAAAGAGAGCUUGUCUGAUGCUGUUACAGGUAAAGAGACUCCUGAAACAGAACCACAGAGCAAGGAGUUAGUUGAAGCUUCGGAAGCGAAAAAUGUCGAAGAAGAGAAGCAUCAGAGUGACUUGGAGAGCUUGGUAACGGAAACCUAUGAGCAGUUUCAGAAACAGACAUCAAUUGGAGAAGGUGUUGAAACUGUGUGUGAAGUCAUUCAAGUGGAAGAGUUGUCUAUGAUUGGAACUCAAAGUGUUGUGAGCAAAUUGAAUACGACAGAGACUGGUAAUGAAGAGAAGCCCUGUGUGAUUGAUGAGAUUGUCUUGAUAUCUCCAAGCUUCUAUGAAACUGAAAUAAAGAUGGUCAAUGAGUCUCUGGAAGAAAUUUCCUCUCCAGAGGAAGUUGUAAAGCUUGAUCAAGAGACUGGUAUGGAACAGAGAACAGGGUUUCCUGAGAUCGAGCCACGGGAGGUUCUGAAUUUGGAAAUUCGUGUUGUUGAUGAUGAUGAUGAAGUUACAAAUGAAGGAAAAGCCAAUCUGGCGAUCUCUAAACCUAGUUCUCACGAGUUAAACGCGAUUCAAGAGACCGGUCUUGAAGUUUAUAAGGAAGAGAAGGACACGGAAUUAGGAAGAGAAGCGAGCCUGAAACGCAUGUCUCGAUGCAGAUCGCUCCCAGUGAGUCAAAAUAGUAGAGUUAUAGGAGAUUCUCUGGUUCAACAGUUGGUCUCAGAGGUUGUGUUUCCUUCAAGAAACAAGAUUGGUAUAGAGAAAGCCAACACGUCAGAGACUCUACUUCUUUCUUGCGUAGGAAGUAAUAAAGAAGCCAGACUUGAGAUGCGAUCUCCUACCUUUGGAAAUGACAUAAGACACGAAGAAAGAAGCGAUGAAUCGAUGGAGGAAACUCCGUUACUCUCUCAGGACAAGACUAAGACAUGUGAGGCUCAGGCAACAAUUGUUGUGGAAGAGAAGACUGUGAUGUUGAAUAGAAGUGAGACGGAGAAAACAAGAGGCAUUGAAUUGUCUCUAGGGUUAUCUAUGAAACCUAGUAGGCAAUCUGAAGCAGAUGACAGCUUCAACGAAACGAAGGGCUCAGUGGAUAACUUGCUGGACAAGAAAGUUAAUCCGUCUGAGACUCUGCUUCUUUCUUGCGUAGAAAGCAACAAAGCGCAAGUAACCACUGAAGCGAUAACUGAAAGAAACAAAGAAGCCAUACUAGAGAUGCGAUCUCCUAGCUUUGGUAAUGACCUAAAAAUCGAAGAAAGAAGCAAUGAAUCAACAGAGAAAACCCUGUUACUUUGUCAAGAAAAGACAGAAACAUACGAGGCAACAAUCAAUGUGGAAAAGAAAACUGUGAUGCUGAAGAGAAGUGAGUCAGAGAAAACAAGAGGCUUUGAGUUGUCUCGAGGGUUAUCAAUGAAACUCGGUGAGAGAUCUGAAGCAGAUAAUAGGUUCAAAGGAAGCAAGAGCUCAGGAGAAAACUUAUUGGAAAAGAAAGCUUUGUUGGGUUCUAUGAAAGGUAGAGUCAGAAAACGGAGCAAAUCUUUGCUCUUUGGAACAUGCCUUUGCUGCAAUACCGCCAUGAAUUGA